Molecule: messenger RNA, 6111 nt
Organism: Syngnathus acus (greater pipefish)
Lineage: Eukaryota; Metazoa; Chordata; Actinopteri; Syngnathiformes; Syngnathidae
Gene: shroom1
Product: shroom family member 1
Exons: 9
Coding region: 398-4930 (1510 amino acids)
Biological process (GO): actin filament organization
Cellular component (GO): apical junction complex; apical plasma membrane; adherens junction
Molecular function (GO): actin filament binding
Source: RefSeq, a predicted model, not a curated record
GGGAACAAGGUAACUCUAAGGAAGAGGAGAAAGCUUAUUCUGACUUACUGUUCGACAGUGGGGCACUUAAUCUGCAUGCAAAAGUGAAUUUUGUUGUAUUUGUAGAAGAAACGCCGCAGAAGACGACGAGGGAAUACGAGGUGAAAACGGCGAAAAGCGAACGCGGAGGAGCAGGUACGUGAAGGGGCCGCAGGUACUUAAGAGCAGACAAUUCCCAGAGGAUUUGAAUAAGCCAGGAGGGGGUGGGAAAAUGACCUAAUUAGCGAGCGACCUACCUGUGCGCUGCACAACCUUGUGUAAAUGUGUUGGUGGCACUUUGGCCAGUUGCAAGACAGAUGUCACUGCACUCGGAAGUAAAGCUCCCCUUUUUCAUCCUGGACAUCUGCAGCGUUAUUCCAUGGAUUCCUACAGCUUCCACUUUGAGAGAAUGAGCAACGUGGACCUGCAUCCUCUGAGCAUGCCCGUCAGCCGGCUCUCCCCAGCCAAGUCCAACAGCAGCAUUGUGGAACAACUUGCUCACCACCAGCACGGCAAAGGAGACUCCGCCUACAGCUCCUUCUCUGGGGGCUCCACUGCACCAGACUACCCGCCUUCACUUCACUUCCCAGACGACCUGCAGUCCAGCUCUUUCAGCCACUAUGCUGAACUUAAAUAUUUAAAGUCCAUUUGUCAUCCCAACCAGGUUCUGCAGUCGAACGUAAAAACCAUGGACCAGUUGUACCGAUCUAUGGAGGUCAUCUCACAGAACUAUCGCAAUAGUACCCAUAUCCAGAAUGGCAAUGGCAAUUUCCAUACCAAUGACAAAUCAACACCACGGGUGGCUCCUCGGGCUCCGUCCCUAGCCGAUUACCCUUCCAUUGGUCCUCCUCCAAUCCCAGCACGACAAGAUCGUUUCACAGCUGCUAAAAACUCAGAGAACAACAAUGGUCAACACAGCACUGACCCUCAGCAGUCCAGACCCCAUAAUCAUCAUCAUCCACUCCCUCACAGAGUAAAUGUCCCUCAAAUGGGUACAGCUAAGCCAGAGACUAGUACCUCUGUCAUUAGUCCUGAUCGAAGGCCAGUGCCAGCAGGGGAGAUCCUGCAGCUGCCAAGCUACCGCUCUCACGUUCCCUCUUACGAACAAAACAGAACGUCCAUAAACCCAGCUCAUCUUUGCAUCACCGACAACAAAGCUCUCUCCAAUCAGCAGAAGGCAACAAACUUCCCCAGACAAUUACCUCCCAAAGGCCAGUCGGAGCACUUGAAGCCCAGGCAGCUAUCAAGCGGUCAUGGAUGCAGCAGAGAGGAUCUGCGCAAGGUCGACGGUGUCAGUGGUGAGUUUGAGAGUCCACGAAAAAGGGCGCAUUCUGCUUAUGAUUGGAUUGGUUCGGAGCCAGCUCGUGGUCAUAGCCCUUGGAAUGCAGGUCAGGCAGGCUUUAUCAACAGCAGCAUCCAGCAUAAGGGUCAGUUCUACUUUGUCACAGGCGUAUGUAAACAAUCGGAAGCCAGAAUGAGAACGCACUCUGCGUCUGUGAUUGGGUGCGAAGCUGCCAGUGAAUGCUCCACUGUCUUGGAAAGACCUCAGCCAAAAGAGAGAGAAAGAUGUCACAGCACAAUGGAAAAUUUAUUUAUACCUAUAAACGAGGUCCUGGAUGAAAGGGACACCCAGAGUCUAAUCCCAAGAGGUUCCGAUCAGGAGAAUCACAAAGCCGCCCCGUUUUCAAAACGCUCCUCUCGGAGUUGGGAUUCCUUUGAAGAACUUGACACAGAGAGUCGAGAGAUUGGGCGCCACACUACCAACAAUCCCAUAUUUUACUGCGGGCCUGAGAACAUCUCCCCACAUUCGACUUUACAAACAAAGGAGGUCUCCUCAUUGGCUGGCAACCAAGCAACCGACCAGCCUAACCGGGAGGAGCAGGCAAAGAGGGGGAAAAGACAACCACUGACAGAUGUAGCAAGUGAUCGGAUAAGCAAAGAAACAACACCGCUUCUCUACCAUCUCACUGAAGCUAACAGGACAACGAUGCAGUCCAAAAAGGAUGCUGAAUUUGCCGCGAAAGAUGACGAAGCAUGUGUCAGAGAUGCGUCCAUUACGAACGGGAGACCUCCACAGGCGGACGUGACCGAGAAUGAUUCUCGGGGAGUCAUCUCUGUUGCCUGUAACACCCUGGAUGAGUCCUAUAAAAAGUACUACAAAGAGAGACUUAAGGACGCCCAGUCUAAAGUCCUGAAGGAGACGUCGUUUAAAAGAAGGGAUCUGCAACUGGCAUCAGCGCAUCGCUCCAGGCCGAAACCUGAGCUGAGACCUCCGGUGAUUCACGCUUUCUCCUCAUCGCAAGAUUCGGAGACGUCCACAGACACCCUCACCCCAUCUGUAGCCUCUGAGGAGACCGAAAGAGGGAGCAUAGUGGAAGAGGUCAGACAGAGUCCUGAUCAAACCAACACAGAGAUCGAAAAUAGGAGGUCUGCAAACGUGGCUCAGCCCCAGGUGCCCUCACGAAUCGGCGGCCGCAAACGAUUGACUCCGGAGCAGAAAAAGAUGUGCUACUCUGAACCGGAGAAGCUCCACCAGCUUGGCGCCGGCCCCAGCCACUUGGCCUGUCGUUCCUUUAGCAACGAAAGCGACGGCCUGUUUGCGCUGGACAGUGAGUGCCAGGAUCACGUGCAACCUGGAGAGCAGGGGCUGGUGGCAGCACGGAGGAAGCUCUUUGAGACUCGGGGUCGUGCCCUUUCUGCCUCAAGCGCCUCAAGAACAAACCUGAAGCACCUGCAGCACAACGCCCUGGUGGCAUAUAUGGAGCGUAAGACAGGCCAGAAAGUGGCGGAACCCCAACAGACGGGUCUUCAGCUCCCAAUACCCCCCAGACAGAGGCACUCUCUGGGAGAGAGACCAUUCGACUGGGGUCCCAGGCCAAGUACUGAGGCCAAUCACAUCAAAAAGAAACCCAACAGACCCCAGUCUGCAGGACGCGUUUUGGAUUCCUCCACCAGUUCCAUCAGGCACACCCAGUUCUUCUCAGCACAAGCCAAUUCCGACCAUCCCUCAGUGCAAUCAAACCAAUCCAGAUGGAAGGAAAGACAAUAUCCAUCCCCUGGGAUGUAUGCCUCCAUGGAGAGUCUCUUGGAUCAAGCAGAAGAACCUACAAUUUUCAGGAACAGAUCCAUAUCCACACCACAUGCAUUUCAGGGACAGAACAUUGACGAUGAUCAGGAAUCAGUGAAUUCCAGUGAAACCUCUAGUGUCCACAAGCGUAUGAACGCAACGCCUGAGGCCCAGCAGCAAAAGCGUGUGAUAGCCCACCGAGGGAAAUCCAUGGAAGAACUGGGAGCAUCCAAGAUAACAAAGAUGUCGGCUCUGAGUAAGAGUUCCGAACAGCUGGAUCAAGAGGGCCGAGACGUGAGGAACCUUUCAUUCUUUGCUGAGGUCAGCGAAGCUCAGGGGAACCAAAGUGGGAGGAAGAAGUAUCCAGCGGAAAACCAAACAGAUGUUUCUGACCUGAAGGGACAGACGCAGAGAAAGAACAUCUUGAAACACAACUCUGACCCGGUAGAUGGGGAGGAUAUUGGACUUAAGCCCACAACAGGAAGAAGAUCCUUAAGUAGAUCCCACUCCCCGACUUCUUGCCUGUCCUCUAAGGGCAAAAGGCAAUCUUCUGGAUCUUGCAGUCCUCCCACAGAUAAGUUCCUGUCCAGCAAACCUCCCAUCGAGGCGCCUUCUUACCGGCAUUCCCCGAGAAGCCAAGAAACCAGUGAGAGGGAGGCGAGGUCCAUCGUGUCUUCCGCCACACAGAUAAAUCCACUUUGUGAAAACAGACCGAGCUCUAGGGCUGUUCGCAAUUCUUCCCAACAGUCAGUGGUUGAACCAGACAAGGACAUCCUACCGCUUGCUCACGAAGUGUCCCUGAGCUGCGGCGUGACCACAGAUCCGUCCUCAUGGAUUCUGCCUCAAGAGCAGGACGUUCAGACUCCGGACUCUGUUUUCGACGAGCCUGCCAUUUUGUUCCCUCCUUCCCAGACGAGCAAAAGUGUUUCCGAUCAGCAGAUGGCAGAGGAGAAAGACUCCAAAACGGAAUACAAUGAGUCAAGAGAGAAUUCCGUUGAGGAGAGACCUACAUUAGAGGGAGAAACGGCAAGUUUGGCAAGUCCCUCCAAGAGACCAUCGUGGGAGGAGCUGGUGGAAGCCGUGGUUAAUGCGGACCAAUCGCUGGCCCCCGCGCUCUAUCCGUUAACCAAUCGUAAGACGGCGCUGAUGCUGAUGGAGCAGCUGCUGUCUGAAGACACGUUGCUGAUGGAGGAGCACUACAAAAAGAAACAGGAACAGAAGGGAGCUGCACAAAGUUGUGAGACCGAGCCACCUCUGUCACCCGAUGGCCUUACAGCUGCAUGUGGAGAGAUUUGCAGCACAGAUGACCUCGCUGACAAGAAGAGCAUGCUGGUGUGCUACAUUGAGGAGCGCCUGCGCUCACUGGAGGAGCCGCGGGGCGAACUCCAAGCGGAUAUCCAGGAGAACACGGCCCACGGCGAGGCUCUGGAGGCUCUGGUCCGCGAGCGCUGUUUGCCUCUGGAGCUGGAGAGGUACAACUUGUUCAUCGGGGACCUGGAGAGGGUGGUCAGCCUGCUCCUGUGCCUUUCCGCCCGACUGGCCAGGGUGCAGAACGCUCUGAGCACGGUGGGCCAGGACACGGACGCGGAGGAGAAGCAAUCACUGGAAAGCCGUCACCGUCUCCUGUGCAAGCAGCGGGAGGAUGCAAAAGACCUGAAGGACAACCUGGACCGACGGGAGAGCUUGGUGUCUACCUUCCUGUCCCGCCAGCUGAGCGACGAGCAGGUGCGCGACUACCGGCGCUUCGUGCAGACUAAGGCCUCGCUGCUCAUCCGCCGCAAGGACUUGGAGGAGAAGACCAAGCUCGGCGAGGAGCAGCUGGAGGCCCUCGCCAAAAGUCUCUGAGGGCGGACAUUUUGUUUAGGUAGCAUGCACAUCUGCAAAUCUUGCUGACACUUUUCAUCCUCGCUGUGCCUUGAUUUCAGCAUCGCGUUUACUAGCUUGAGUAUAGUUCCGUUCUAUCUCCACAGGAGGAGCCCACUAGUCUCUCGCACAGCGAGACUGCAAAUAAUGAAGCAGAAAUCAUAACAGAACGAGUCACGUGUAAAUCAAGGCACUCAAAAACCAAAAGAAAAAGGUGAACGGUAACAAAAAAAGCACUUUGUGACAGUCCAGAAAUGCACAUUUCUUCAUUUGUAAAUCAGUCUUACUCCAUCUGGCAACAACGCAUUUCUUUUCCCUUCUUUGUCCGCUAUUACGAAGAAUAUUUUUUAAAUUUCAAGGUACGUUAAGGACUGUGUGCAAAUGCAAUUGUAGCAAAAAAAAGUGAUGAAUUGAAGUGGAACCCCUGAAUUUGAACAAGCUGUUCUAGUUUCAAAACAAACUUGGGCAUAGGAAGGCAGGUAAAAGGAAAUUGAAGCCAUCCUAUUUUAAUUAACUGCACAGGCAAUGUCUUUAGCAGCAGUAACAAGUAGAAACAACAAAUACUGCGUCAUAAAUCUAAAGUACAGAAAAAUACUCAAGAUGCUCCACUCUCAUAAAUGUUCAACUUCUGAGGUUCCACUGUAAGAAAUAAGAUUUCAUCCUCAGCGUGCAUUGGUUACUUGAUACUUGAAGUAUAGAUUUUGACAAACCUUUAGUUACUCACAGAAUUCCAUCAUUUUAAAAAAUCAUGUUUUAACUUCCACAGAUGGAUGUGUGAAUGUAGUAUUUGCUGUGGUAGUUUGUGAACAAUAUUCAUGCCGAUGUCAUGAAUGGAUCUGAACUCUUGAUCGUCCCUCAGGAAAUGACCUGAAAAGAAAACGCACAUCCGAUGUGUGCUGUGGACUAUUUUGUAUCAUAUAUUUAUGUUUUAAUUCAAGGUUGUGGUUGAAGCCACAAAAUGGAUUCCGUUUCCCAGUGGCCCUAAGAACUUUACUUCUUUUUCUUCUUCAGUCUUGCUUUGUUGUGACAUGCGGAGGCAGUUCACAAAUUUUGACAUCACAAAUGUUUCACCCCCUGAGUCACACGUGCCUGUUUGGAGUUGUAAAUUCCACUUUUGUUUGUCUUGCCGUCAAUAAAUUAAGAACCUUUCCCUUUAAAUUUCA